GCUUCACGCCUUGAAGCCAAGCUUGGUGGAGGACGCAGGAGUGUAGCUUGAAGGCGGGAAAUUCCUCUCGUCUUCUUCGAGCUGAUCUCCGACACCGAGUCCCAUUGAAACGAACCAACCAACGAUGCUGAGUUCAUUCCAAUGCCCACGGACCGAGUCCACUCACUAUCGUCUUUACGAGUUCGCUAAAACAGCCCUUAUCAAGAUUUUCGUCUCCCCUUAUGCCACGGUCUGCGAUUUGUAUUGCGGAGGUGGAGUAGAUUUAGACAAGUGGGACGAAGCCCAAAUCGGUCACUACAUUGGAAUUGAUGUUUCGGUGUCUGGAAUUAGCGAAGCUCGCGAGCUAUGGGAGAGUCAAAGGAAGUCUUAUACUGCAGAAUUCUGCGAAGUUGAUCCCUGCAUGGAAAACCUGGAAUCAUUGUUGCAGGAAAAGGGUAUCCCAGUAGAUAUUGUCUGCUGUUUGCAACAUUUACAGUUGUGUUUCGAAACUGAGGAGCGAGCAAGGAGGCUUUUGCAUAAUUUGUCAUCUUUGCUGAAACCAGGAGGUUAUUUUUUUGGUAUUACUCCUGACUCCUCUACCAUAUGGGCCAAGUACCAGAAAAAUGUUGAAGCAUACCACAACAGAGGAAGUGGUAUGAAGCCCAACAUCGUUCCCAAUUGCAUUCGGUCAGAGAAUUACAUGAUCACCUUUGAAGUCGAGGAGGAGAAGUUCCCAUUAUUUGGAAAGAAAUACCAGCUGAAAUUCACUAAUGAUAUUGCUUCUGAAACCCAUUGUCUUGUCCAUUUUCCGAGCCUCAUAAGGUUAGCUAGAGAGGUUGGUCUUGAAUAUGUGGAGAUUCAAAACUUGUCUGAAUUUUAUGAUGAUAAUAGAGCUCAGUUUGCAGGCAUGCUCCACAGUUUUGGUCCAAACUUAGUAGAUCCAAGAGGAAAACUUCUUCCCCGGUCUUUUGACUUAUUAGGCCUAUGUACGACUUUUAUAUUUCAAAAGCCUGAUCCAGAUGCAGCCCCUCCAACUUUGACCCCGACAUUGCAGGAUGGAAGUCACAUUCAUGAAGAAAGGGAAUGGCAUGGAAGUGGCUGGAGGCAUCAAGCACCUGUAGUCGAUGACGAAAAGAGUGGCCAUUUGGAGCCACCUAUUAGCGUCAACAGCAAGGUACCUGAGGAGGCAAAAGGGAUCCUGGGUCCAGGGCCCCCAGAUCUACGGUUCUCAGAGCCAUUAUGACUUUGUGAUAUUACUUCCUAGGUUUGGGUUUUCCUA
Messenger RNA from Telopea speciosissima, 1258 nucleotides. RefSeq names its product mRNA cap guanine-N7 methyltransferase 2. Gene Ontology annotation, biological process: 7-methylguanosine mRNA capping. The transcript is spliced from 11 exons. Gene Ontology annotation, molecular function: mRNA 5'-cap (guanine-N7-)-methyltransferase activity. Bases 125 to 1222 code for a protein of 365 amino acids. Lineage: Eukaryota; Viridiplantae; Streptophyta; Magnoliopsida; Proteales; Proteaceae. Gene Ontology annotation, cellular component: nucleus. The record is from RefSeq and is a predicted model, not a curated record.